ACUUUCAGCCCCUGUAUGGGGGUCGACCACGCAACCCACCGAGCCACGGGAUGCUCUCUUUCAGAAAUGAAGACCCUCCUCCAUAUAACGAUGAGAGAUCAGGUCCCCACACUGCUUCAUCAUGUGAGAGCAACAGUUCAAUGUCAGGAGAUACCUUCAACAUAAUUUUGCUGGGAGUAACUGGGACUGGAAAGAGUGCAUCUGGAAACACCAUCCUGACUGCUAUGAACAUCUGGCGGGAACCAAGGCAACUUUUUGAAUCCCGGCCGAGCUUCACAACUGUCACCACCAAGUGUCAGUUCAAAAUGAUGGACAGUCUUUUCGGCAGGGAUGUUAGAGUUGUCGACACCCCAGAUUUCUUGAAUGAUGAAAUAAACGAUCAGGCACAAGUAGAGGAGUGUAAGAAGUACUGUCAGUCAGGGCACUAUGUGGUGUUACUGGUGAUACAGAUGGGCCGGUUUACAGAAGGUGAGAAGGGAAUGUUAGAGAGGCUGGAGAAGAAGCUUGACUGCAGGAUCAGGAAGAACACAAUCGUCCUGCUGACACAUGGAGAGAAAGCAAAAGACAAUGUUCAGAGUUUCAUAAAUGAACGGUCUCACCUCAGGUACAUUGUGAAUGAAUGUGGAAAUCGCUGCCAUGUAUUCAAAAACAACUCCAAGAACCCUAAACAGGUCAUGGAGCUCUUCAAGAAAAUUCCAGAUUAUGAAACAAUGUUCCCAGAGUUCACAGAAAAACAAUCAUCCACAGACUGCCGUGUGGGUUAACUUGAUUCAGACUGAACUUCCAAAUAACAAACUGCUUCCAGCCUCCGUGUACCAGUCUGUGCAAUGUCUGAAGC
Molecule: messenger RNA, 838 nt
Organism: Stegastes partitus (bicolor damselfish)
Lineage: Eukaryota; Metazoa; Chordata; Actinopteri; Pomacentridae
Product: GTPase IMAP family member 8-like
Exons: 4
Coding region: 51-764 (237 amino acids)
Molecular function (GO): GTP binding
Source: RefSeq, a predicted model, not a curated record